UUUUUUUUCUCUUUUGUUUUCGCGCCACCUUUCUUUGUUUCGCACUUUGACACUUGUGCUGGAGCUCGUUCAGUCUUCCUCUUCACCUCUUCACCUCUUACAUCCCCGAGAUCACCCGAAAAACCAUCAUUUUACAGUACAGACACGCCCCGUGCCCCAUCACUCCACCCCCAUCUCAGAGUGAAAUCGGUAAACGCCCAGCACAGCCAGGCAUCAUGAGACCCCAGACAUCUGCAUUUCUGAGAGCACUGUGUUUGCUCCUCUCUAUGACUCCUGUUUUCUGUGAAACAGCUACCCUGAACACAACACACAGCCUGGAUACAAACACGAGUUCGACUGAAAGUGUGUCUCCUACGGCCGUACUCUCCCCCACCGUCACCGUCACCGUCACCACGAAAGCUCAAGACAAGUCCACAAUCAGCAUCAAGUCCACAACACCCCAAAAAUCCACACAAAGCCCAAAAAGCACAAAGGUCACUCCAGCUACUCCCACGCCCCAUUCACAUGUUGGAACUGUGGUGUGCUUGAUCCUCUUCUUCUGCUUCUUAGUAGCACUGUGCGUCUGUGCGUAUAAAUGGUACGUUCACAACGGACGGCCAACGUUCCCAGAAAUUCGGAGACGCAUAGCAGAAAGCGCAAGGAACGCCUGGGCAGUGGCUGUGGCGUGUCUGACAUCAUCAUCGCCCAAAGCAGAGGAGGAGGAGAUAGAGGCAGGAAUAACAGAGGCAGAAGAACAGAAAAAGCAAGGAGACGACGAAGACGACGACGUGUCAGACGAUUACUCGAGCAUCGAUGGCACAGCAGCGAUGAGACCGAACAAGGACGAAGAAGAGGAUGGGCGGAGCGAUGAAAGUGAAGACGAUAUGACGUCAGUCGAGCUCAAGGAUGAGAAGACGGAGCCAGAGAAGAACGAUCUUACGGUGCUGUGAAACAAGAUGCUGGUAGCACUAGAUUAGAUUCAUACAUUGGAUUUUAAAUUUGUGUAAAUUUAUUCUAAUUCAUUUGUAUGAAGUAUAUUUUUUUCCUCCCAAAUUAACAAAUAUCAGUUUUAGCUGUAUGUGAGCACCUUUAAGAAUUAUAUUUCAGACCCCAGUUUUUUGUGUCAUGGAUUUAUUAUUAUUUUUUUUUUAAAGGAGUUUCCCCAAAUUUGAGCAAAAGGAACAAAAAACAAAAAAACAAAAAACAACCAAAAACCUAAAUUAAAACAAUUGCAUUUAAUACAUCUCAAUCAAAUGUAUUAAUCAUAUAUUAAGUCUCUUUUACACUCCUGUAAAUAAAAUAAACUUGGGACGACACUUUUUUGCUCUUUAGUUCCAUUUCCUGCGGAAAAAAAAAAAUUCUUCCACAUGCGGUCACAUGAUCCAAAAGCUUUCCAGAAAUAAAUGUAAUUUAAUCAGUCAGUAUGAACACAUUCCAAUCAGUACCAACAUGCUCAAGAUGCUUCUUUUCUCUCCUCUCGUUGUCGUGUCAUGAUGCUUUGGUUUGCGCUGCGCGAGAGAGAGAGAGAGAGAGAGAGAGAGAGAGAGAGAGAGAGAGAGAGAGAGAGAGA
Molecule: messenger RNA, 1549 nt
Organism: Ictalurus furcatus (blue catfish)
Lineage: Eukaryota; Metazoa; Chordata; Actinopteri; Siluriformes; Ictaluridae
Exons: 3
Coding region: 216-929 (237 amino acids)
Source: RefSeq, a predicted model, not a curated record